This is a messenger RNA of Cyphomyrmex costatus, 1647 nucleotides long. RefSeq names its product uncoupling protein Bmcp mitochondrial (gene Bmcp). The coding region runs from base 307 to 1194 and encodes 295 amino acids. NCBI's taxonomy places the organism in Eukaryota, Metazoa, Arthropoda, Insecta, Hymenoptera, Formicidae. The record is from RefSeq and is a predicted model, not a curated record. Gene Ontology annotation, biological process: transmembrane transport. The transcript is spliced from 8 exons.
AAGCGCUGAUAUCCUGGUAUGAGAAUUUGGGCUUUCUAGAAGUAGUUUUCUAGAAACAGAAAUAUUUUAAAUGAAACUUUCUAGAAAACACGUCCUCUUAUUGGAUACCGACGAGUUGAAGCAUUUUGUAAAUUUGAACGCAGUGAAUUUUCCAUUGGAAAUUGACAUGAAAUUGAAACUAACCUAAAAUAUUUGCGAGAGAGAGAAAGAAGAAAAGAAAAAUUUGUAUUAUUAUGUUAUCUCUUUAUUACGAAUUUACUUGAAUACUGAUAUAUAUGAGAAGAAAGGAAAAAAUCAAAAUUGGUGAUGGGAGAAAAAAAUUGGAAGGAUUGGAGACCUUUUGUAUAUGGAGGCUUAGCUUCCAUUGUCGCAGAGUUGUGUACUUUCCCUUUGGACACAACAAAAACACGUUUGCAAGUACAAGGUCAGAAAUGUGAUGAAAAACUUGCACGUUUAAAAUAUUCUGGCAUGACCGAUGCUUUAAUACAAAUAUCUAAACAAGAAGGAAUAAAAGGUUUAUAUUCUGGAAUUAGCUCUGCAAUUUUACGACAAGCAACAUAUGGAACUAUAAAGUUUGGGACUUACUAUUCACUUAAAAAAGCAGCGAUUGAUACUUGGGCAACAGGAGAUUUAGUUACAAUAAAUAUUGUUUGUGCAGCAUUAGCUGGAGCUAUAUCAAGUGCGAUUGCUAAUCCUACUGAUGUAGUAAAAGUUCGUAUGCAAGUCACUGGCAAUAAAAGAAAUGUAUCUCUGUUUACUUGCUUUCAAGAUGUAUAUAAGUAUGAAGGUGUUCGUGGACUUUGGAGGGGUGUUGGACCGACUGCUCAACGUGCAGCUGUUAUUGCGGCUGUAGAAUUACCCAUAUAUGACUAUACCAAGAUUAAAUGUAUGAGUUUAUUGGGAAAUAGCGUUAGUAAUCAUUUUCUAUCUAGUUUUGUAGCUAGUAUGGGAAGUGCUGUAGCUUCAACGCCUAUAGAUGUAAUUCGCACCCGAUUGAUGAAUCAAAAGAGGGUGCACAUAGCUAGUACAACGCCUUCACCAUACAUUUACAAAGGCAGUAUAGAUUGUUUGGUUCAGACGAUUAAAAAUGAAGGAGUUCUAGCACUGUACAAAGGUUUUAUACCAACGUGGUUCAGGAUGGGACCGUGGAAUAUUAUAUUUUUUAUUACCUAUGAGCAAUUGAAACAGUUGUGAUUCAUCUUCGACUAUUAUGUUGAAAAUAUUUAAAUUCUUCACUGCGAUAAGGUCUGGAAAUAUAAACAUCAUUAUAUUAUGAACUUAACAUUACUAUCUGAUAAUUUCAAUUGUAUAUAAUUCUUUAAAUGUGAAAGUGACUAUUGAUUAGUUCCUUAAUGCCAUAUAAAAUAAGUAAUAUUUAAAGCACAUAAACGAAUUAGACACUGCAUUUUUCAUCGUUAAAGUAAUUGUAGAAAUAGGCACAAAAAAACCAGAUAAUGAAAGUAACCAGAAAAGUCGAAGAGCUUCCCAAAGUACAUACAAGCUUCCAUAAAUGAUAUUAAUUGAUAAAGAGUGUAAAGUUAUAUCUACAUUCAAUAUAUAUAAUAUUGCACAGUUACAGUUAUGACACAUCCAUAUACUGUUACAUGUAUGUUAUUUUUGAUCAAUUCGAUUUUUACAUAAUUUGAU